Messenger RNA from Cheilinus undulatus (humphead wrasse), 480 nucleotides. RefSeq names its product MAD2L1-binding protein-like. NCBI's taxonomy places the organism in Eukaryota, Metazoa, Chordata, Actinopteri, Labriformes, Labridae. Gene Ontology annotation, biological process: regulation of exit from mitosis. The transcript is spliced from 2 exons. The record is from RefSeq and is a predicted model, not a curated record. Gene Ontology annotation, cellular component: nucleus. The coding region runs from base 233 to 469 and encodes 78 amino acids.
UGACACCACAGAGGAGGUCAGAAAAGUCUGCAGGAUUCAAACAAGACGGCAUGUAAAUAACACUCCAACACAGAGGAAAGUGAUGCUGAGGUGGUGAGGAGAGCACAGGAGGAAGGCUCUGUAACUCAAGAUGGCUGCUGCUGAUUCGUCAGUGAGAUCCUCAAGGGUAUCCUGUAUCAGUGACAGCAGCUACCCAUGACGUACGACCAGCUGGUGUAAAAAACAAGCAUCCAUGCAGGAUAAAGACAUAGUUAGUCAGAGGCCGGAGCAGUCUGCAGACAUGGACUGGCGGAAGUGUCAACAGACCCUCCAGGAGCUGGAGGAGGUGCUGCAGCAGCUGGAGGUGCUCUUGUCUCUAAGCAGGGUUCCUCGGGUGCUGCUGCUCCUGGGCGGCUCGCCCGUCCUUCCCAAAGAGCUGUACGAGAUCAACAUGGAGAAGCUGGAGGUGGCCUGGGAAGGAAUUGUGUGAUUGGGGGACCU